Molecule: messenger RNA, 516 nt
Organism: Dentiscutata erythropus
Lineage: Eukaryota; Fungi; Glomeromycota; Glomeromycetes; Diversisporales; Gigasporaceae
Source: the annotation of a GenBank genome assembly
AUGUUGAGCAAAAAACAAUUGAAGCCAUCUAUAACGGUUUGUGGUUUUGAAGCUGAAAUUGACGGAAAGAAAAAAGUUAAAGGAAUAGUCAAAGAAGCAAAGCAAGCUGCAAAGGAGUAUGACGAAGCAAUUCAGCAAGGUCAUGGGGCUUAUCUACUUGAAGAAGAACUCCAAGAUAUUUUCCAAUGCUCUAUUGGUAAUAUUACAGCCGGUCAAACUAUUGCUAUCAGAAUUACAUAUGUAACCGAGCUAAAACAUGAUACUGAAUCUGAAAAUCUUGUUCCUGAUGUAGUGUCCUAUACUUAUAAGACUGAUUACUAUUUAAAGCUUGCUAUUACAUGUGGAAUGACUUCUGUUAUUCAAAGUAUCGAAUCACCAUUUCAUCAUAUUUCGGUAGAAUUAAAUAUUGAUAGUAAUCCAAAUGUUUCAAAGGUUACUCUAGCCGAACAAAUUACUUAUUUAGAAAAGGAUUUUAUACUUGUUGUUAAAAGUUUAGGUCUCGAUCAGCCAAGAUAA